Molecule: messenger RNA, 2331 nt
Organism: Lolium rigidum
Lineage: Eukaryota; Viridiplantae; Streptophyta; Magnoliopsida; Poales; Poaceae
Product: G-type lectin S-receptor-like serine/threonine-protein kinase LECRK3
Exons: 2
Coding region: 1-2253 (750 amino acids)
Biological process (GO): protein phosphorylation
Molecular function (GO): ATP binding; protein serine/threonine kinase activity
Source: RefSeq, a predicted model, not a curated record
AUGGCGCUGCUACUCCUCUUCCUCUUGAUCCAAGCUCCCUUCCAUGCUCAAGCAUCCGAAAACAUCACAUUAGGGUCCACGCUGACACCUCAAGGCCUAAACACCUCGUGGAUUUCAUCCUCCGGUGAAUUCGCGUUUGGCUUCCGCUCCCUCGAGAGCAACCCCGCUGUCUACCUCCUCGCCAUCUGGUUUAACAAGAUCGCCACCAAAACUGUUGUUUGGUACGAGCACACCAACACAACAGUACCAGCUGGCUCCCAGCUGCAGCUCACACCUGGUGGCGUGCUUUCGCUCCAGGACCCUGCCGGUGAAUUGAUAUGGAAUCCCAGGGUGACCAACGUCGACCAUGCCAGCAUGCUCGACACCGGCAAUUUCGUGCUGUUUGGCAAAGAUGGCUCCAUCAAAUGGGAGAGCUUUGCAUCCCCAACUGACACCAUCCUCCCCUCCCAGGUGCUGCCUAAAGGGGCAGUUCUACACAGUCGGCUGAUGGACAACGACUACUCGGAUGGAAGGUUUGUUCUUAGCGUAGAGCUUGAUGGCAACCUAAGGUUUUACACCUUGGCUGUUUCCUCCAGUUCCCACUAUGAUCCUCCAUAUUGGGAUUCUCACACAGGUGGAAAUGGUUCAAGCCUUGUGUUCAACACAACUGGCACCGUCUACUACACUUUAAAUUCUGGCCAACCAAUCAAAAUUACGUCAGAAAAUCUGGACUCACCGGCAGACUACUACAAACGUGCCACACUUGACGCAGAUGGCGUGUUCCGGCAAUAUGUGUACCCCAGGAAGGCAGCACAGACCAGUGUAUUGAACACGGAGUGGAGAGUUAUGGACUAUCUCCCACAGAAUUUCUGCAAGGUUAUCUCGGCAGAGAUUGGAAGUGGUGUCUGUGGGUUCAACAGCUACUGCAGCUUCAACCCAAACAAGAGUGUGGAAUGUGAGUGCCCACCGAACUACUCAUUCAUCGAUAAUGAGAGGAAGUACAAAGGUUGCAAGCCAGAAUUCGCUCCACAUAGCUGUGACUUGGAUGAUACUGAAUCUAUGCAACAAUUCAGCCUACUUCCAAUGAUCAAUAUCAAUUGGCCUUUUGGCGACUAUGAGCGGUACAACCCCAUUGGUGAGGAUUAUUGCCAAAAACUUUGCUUAACUGAUUGCUUUUGUGUCGCUGCGGUGCACUAUAACAGUACUUGUUGGAAAAAGAGGAGCCCCUUGUCCAAUGGAAUGUCCGGAUCUGUCCUGGUUAUUGUUUUCCUCAUCUCCGUUAUGUGUUUUGGAUCUUACCGCGUUAUUAGCCGAAAGAAGUCAACUCAGGUACAAUCAAUAAAUUAUGAGGCGUUGCCUCUUAGAGCAUUCACAUACAAGGAGAUUGAGCAGGCGACAGAUGGAUUUCGUGAAGAGCUGGGCAGUGGUGCAUCUGGUAUCGUAUACAAGGGCCAGUUGCAAGAUGAGUUUGGGACUGGCAUUGCAGUCAAGAGGAUUGAUAAGAUGCUCGCAGAGACUGAGAAGGAGUUUGCCAUUGAGGUCCAAACAAUCGGAAGGACCUUCCACAGAAACUUGGUGCGGUUGCUCGGUUUCUGCGUUGCAGGAAGAGAGAGGCUUCUAGUGUAUGAGUUGAUGACCAAUGGCUCACUUAAUGGAUUCCUUUUCUGUGGUACAAGGCCAACCUGGAAUCUCCGCGUUCAAGUCGCACUUGGGGUGGCAAGAGGCCUGCUCUACUUGCAUGAGGAAUGCAACAGUCAAAUAAUCCAUUGUGACAUAAAGCCCCAAAACAUCCUUCUUGAUGAGAAUCUCGUGGCAAAGAUCUCAGACUUUGGCCUAGCAAAGUUGCUCAGGAAAAAUCAGACACAGACGAACACGGGCAUCAGAGGAACUCGAGGGUACGUCGCACCCGAGUGGUUCAAAAACAUAGGGAUCACAUCCAAGGUGGACAUUUACAGUUUUGGGGUGAUCUUGCUGGAGAUUGUGAGUUGCAGACGGAAUGUGGAGCUAGAGAUAGCAGAUGAGGAACAAGCAGUACUGACAUAUUGGGCAAACGACUGCUACAGAAGUGGGCGGCUUGACUUGUUAGUGAAGGGCGACGACGAGGCAAUCUUCAACAUAAACAAGGUGGAACGCUUCGUCGCCGUGGCAUUGUGGUGUCUCCAGGAGGAGCCGACAAUGCGGCCUACCAUGCUGAAAGUGACACAGAUGCUCGAUGGAUCCGUCACAAUCCCCACUCCCCCUGACCCAUCUUCGUUCAUCAGCUCACUCCAGUAGAAGAGCCUGUUUUUAUAUGCAAGUUGCGGUUUAAAAUAAGAGUAUACUGGACAUAUAUUGCUACGGAAAAUAGUAAAU